GCCACAAACAAGUGUGGAUGGAGGUGAGAUAGGGACUUCAUGACGUCAUAGAGGGACAGAUCAGGUUUAUGCUCUGCAGCUGACUGUAGAUAUGCAUUAGCACUCUGUCUCCCUCAACCUCAGCAUCCACCUGCUCCUACAGCUCGAACGGUGAUCAUGGACUCCAACAAAGUGGUGGAACACAUCUACCUCCUGGUCAUCGUCACGCUCAUCAGCGUACUUCAGAAUGCAUUUUUUGCCCAGAAGGUAGAGAGGGAAUGCAAGAGUCAUAAGAGCCACACAUCUUCUUUUGAGCGAGUGUCUUGUGCCAAUCGGAACUGCAUGGAUGCUUAUCCCACUUUCCUGGCAGUGAUGUGGUGUGCCGGUCUGUGUCUCAGUCAAGCUCCUGCUGCCUUUGCCGGGAUCAUCUACCUUAUAGUCAGGCAGAAGUACUUUGUUGGAUACUUGGGACAAACCUCUCAAAGCACCCCAGGCUACCUGUUUGGAAAACGAAUCAUCUUCUUCCUGUUUCUGAUGUGCAUCGUGGGCAUCUUCAACUACCUGCUGCUGCGCUACUAUGGCAGCGACUACAGAGAAUAUGUCCAAACCAUCACGAGCGCUGCAUCUGCUCUUCUCCUCAUCCCUUAGUCCAGUUUGUGUCACCUGGCAACAACGCUUACCCACCCAAUUUACCUUUUAACUGAUGAAAACUGUUGAAUUAAAACAUGGUAAUCUUUCUGUUUGUUUCGUAAAAGGGCAUUUAUUGUAAUUGACUUUGGUAAAAAAUAAAAACUUCUGAAGA
Messenger RNA from Toxotes jaculatrix (banded archerfish), 781 nucleotides. RefSeq names its product arachidonate 5-lipoxygenase-activating protein (gene alox5ap). The transcript has 5 exons. Gene Ontology annotation, biological process: leukotriene biosynthetic process. The coding region runs from base 157 to 627 and encodes 156 amino acids. Gene Ontology annotation, molecular function: enzyme activator activity; glutathione peroxidase activity; glutathione transferase activity. Gene Ontology annotation, cellular component: membrane; nuclear envelope; endoplasmic reticulum. NCBI's taxonomy places the organism in Eukaryota, Metazoa, Chordata, Actinopteri, Toxotidae. The record is from RefSeq and is a predicted model, not a curated record.